Molecule: messenger RNA, 1154 nt
Organism: Pseudomassariella vexata
Lineage: Eukaryota; Fungi; Ascomycota; Sordariomycetes; Amphisphaeriales; Pseudomassariaceae
Exons: 1
Coding region: 128-670 (180 amino acids)
Source: RefSeq, a predicted model, not a curated record
GGAAGAUCAACGUCAUUUGUUUGUAGAGAUAUAUCCGAAUGCUGCAAUUACAACCACAACGCCUUGGGAAGGAACGGGUCUUUAUUAAUUCAGCUAUCUCCUAUUAAGUCACUGGGCACAUGCGAAAAUGGCACCAAUCCAGCACCCAAGCCCAUCCAAGGCCUUCGAACUUGCCUCCAAAUAUGCCACUCUCUUAAGGGUCCUCUUCUACCACCCUCGAUUCAAGUAUGCGCAGCCCCCUACACCGGAAUUCAUCCGCCCUGAUGGCGAGAAGACACCAGUCGCCCUGCUCCUGGUCUCGGAUUUCGUCCAAAGAACAUAUGUGGAUAAUGUGAUUCCCUUCCUUCCUGCAGGCGCUACUCGCAAAUGCAAAGCCAUUGGCAACCCUUGGGCGCAGCAUGAUCCCAACUACCAGUGGGAGUGGGAGUGGGAUGCGCGAGCAGGAGUAUUCAAGGAUGCAAGCGGAAGCGUCAUUGGGAUGCCGAUACUUGCCGAGAACGAGGCAAUGAAGAAUAUUGGUGAUGUGACCACACGGACCCUAAUGGCGAAGAAGUGUAUCCUGGAGAAUGGUACCGACGUGAAGGCAAGGUUGAUCAUUGGGGGUAACGCUUUUGAUUUUGGGGAGGUCCAGAAGGCAAUGAGAGACAUUGAUGAGCUCGACGUCUGUUGAGCUCGCAGCGAAUAAGCCCAUUUAGGAUGGCGCCAGGAUCCAAACUUGGCGGGCGGAGAAUAUAUCGGGUAUAGCAUCACUCAAAAGACCAUUCGCAUGACAGCAGCAUCACAACUGCGAGCUGUAUCUAUGGUAGAGCGCAGGGCUCAAGCGAAUAACCUUCAUGACAUCAACACUUGCAACCUUGCGAAUUGAUAGUAAGGGCACGGGCUAAUAGAUUAUCAUGAAGACACUAAAGACAAGCUGGGACGCAUAGAUGCAUACACCACAAAGGCAAUACAUAUGUUGUUCGUCAGUGCCUCAGGAUCAUAGACGUGGGAGAAAUUCCUGUCCUUCGGCGGUGAGUCGUUGCCAAAUUAUCAAUGAACAGGCCCGAAGAUACUUGGUACGUUAAGUAACUUGAGUCAAACAGCUUUGCAUUGAUAGGCCGGCAGCACUUAUAAAAGCAAUUUCCGAACAGUGGUUUUUGCAUAGGAUGGUCAAG